Dermacentor albipictus is the source of this 1027-nucleotide messenger RNA. NCBI's taxonomy places the organism in Eukaryota, Metazoa, Arthropoda, Arachnida, Ixodida, Ixodidae. The record is from RefSeq and is a predicted model, not a curated record.
GUGGGCCACGGCAGGGCGUCAUCAUCGCCCUCAUAAUUGGCACGGCCAUUCGGCGCCUGACAUGCAAAACGGACCGCUGUUGAACUCCAUCGCCCUGCGACGUUCUUUUCCCUCGAACUGCGGCUUCGUGAGGGACUCGUCUCAGCACGUGCAUCGAUGUCGAGCAGCUCCUAUGACUCGACCGAAAGCCAGUCGCAAAGAGCGGAUGUCAACUACCUGCGCCACAUUUUCUACAAUGUCGACAAGGACAGAAGUGGUCGCGUAGACGCCGUCGAGCUGCAGCAAUGUCUGUCCAACGGCAGCUGGAAGCCCUUCAACCCCCAAACGGUGCGCAUGAUGAUAAACAUGUUCGACCGCAGCCGUGUGGGCACGGUGAGCUUCGACGAGUUCGUGUCUCUGUGGAAGUACAUCGACGACUGGCUCCGGUGCUUCCAAGACUUCGACAAGGACCGCUCGGGCUCCAUCGACAGGAAUGAACUUCGCGACGCGCUCACCAGCUUCGGCUACCGUCUGAGCGGAGAGGCAGUGGAUCUUCUGCUCAUGAAGUACGACCGCGAAAGAAGAGGAUCAAUUAACUUCGAUGACUACAUCCUGUGUUGCAUUACUCUGCAGACCCUCACGAAUGCCUUCAAUAGCUACGACACCGAUCGGGACGGUUUUAUCACGAUCAGCUAUGAAGAUUUCUUAAAGCUUGGCCUUAGCGUUUUAGUGUCAUGAACUUGAAUUGAUCUCGUUCAUUGAGCUUUGUUCAAAAUUCUCACCUGAUCUGUGACGAUAAGUUGUUUUUCCCAUGGAUUUUGUUGCCAUACAAUAUUUGGUCCCAUGAUUGUAUAAUAAGCUAACCUACCUGCUGCCGUUUAUUAAUCUGCCGUCCAGCGGUACCAGAAUUUUUCAUUGCACCUCAAAUAGUACUUCUACGAGGACUUAAUCUAGAGGACGUCAUAAUUACUUUCCAAAUAGUACUUCCGCUUAGAGCUGCAUAGUACACCUGUCCUUAAAAUUAAAAUUUGUAUGGCUCCAAACUAAA